ACUCUGGCUGAUAAUUUUAUAAACGUAUAUUAUCUAUAUUAAUAUCUUGUAAAGCAUAUUGAACAACAGUUUUUUACCAAAUGUAAUACCUGGCAACUCAUCGUAUUUCCCAAUUUUCAUGUUCUCUUGUGCACUUUUUCAUAUUUCUGCAGUGGUUUUUUUCAAGUCAGCAAUGUUCGUUCGCAAAAUUGCUGUGCUGUUAAUUUAUUUUUAUUAUAUUUCCUUAAAUUUAGAAAAAUGAAAAAUUUAUUGAUUUUAUUGAGAACCAUUUUUUUAAAUGUCUGAUUUUGCUUGAGAAACAGCCAAAUGUGAAAUUAACGUCGAUUAGUACAAAGGAAAAGUGUUUUCGCAGUGUGGUUGGGGGAAAGUAUGCAUACAAUAGUGUGAACGACGAAAGAAAGUCAUAAAGAGUUUAGUGGCGGAUUGUGUUUGUCUGGAAAAUUGUGCUAAUAAGGAAAGGAUGAAAAUUUUGAUUAUAAGGAUAAUAACUAAAGUCUGAGCUUUCAUGGUGAAGAUAUAAAAUCAGAAACAACUAAUAAAGAAGUAUCAGAUAUAAACGGGAAGUAGUUCAGCAAAGUAGUUGUCGCUGUUUAUCUUGUGAUUGCAGCGACCAGCCCAACCAAAAAAUAACUAAGCAGCGUAAAUAGUUCGAUAAUUAAAACAAUUCGGAAUCACCUGUAAGCUGUUAACUUUCCGCAAUGUCGAGUCGCAGUCGUGCAAUACUUAAUGUAAACCUCGAUGCGGCCAUGGCUAACGAUCCGUUGCGGGAGCUCUUCGAAGCAUGCAAAACUGGGGAUAUCACAAAAGUUAAGAAACUAAUUACCACACAAACAGUGAACGCGCGGGAUACUGCUGGACGCAAAUCGACUCCUCUACAUUUUGCAGCAGGUUAUGGCCGACGCGAGGUAGUUGAAUUUCUUCUCAACAGUGGCGCUUCCAUACAGGCCUGCGAUGAAGGCGGUCUGCAUCCAUUGCAUAAUGCCUGCUCAUUCGGACAUGCCGAGGUGGUGCGAUUACUCUUAAAGGCCGGCGCAAGCCCCAACACAACCGACAAUUGGAAUUACACACCGCUACACGAGGCGGCUAGCAAAGGUAAAGUGGACGUUUGCAUCGCGUUGCUGCAGCAUGGUGCCAAUCCGAAUAUACGUAAUUCGGAGCAGAAGACGCCACUGGAAUUGGCCGAUGACAACACGCGACCCGUACUAACCGGCGAAUACCGUAAGGAUGAGUUGUUGGAGGCGGCACGUUCCGGCGCUGAGGAUCGCCUAUUGGCACUGCUCACGCCACUUAAUGUGAAUUGUCAUGCCAGCGAUGGUAGACGUUCGACGCCGCUGCACUUGGCAGCCGGUUACAAUCGCAUUGGUAUUGUGGAAAUAUUGUUGGCGAACGGCGCCGAUGUGCAUGCCAAGGACAAGGGCGGUUUGGUGCCAUUGCAUAAUGCCUGCUCGUACGGACACUUCGAGGUGACAAAGCUGCUGAUCAAGGCAGGCGCUAAUGUUAAUGCCAAUGAUUUGUGGGCGUUUACUCCACUGCACGAGGCGGCGUCCAAGAGCCGCAUCGAGGUGUGCAGCCUGUUGCUGAGCAAAGGUGCCGAUCCGACACUGCUCAACUGCCAUAAUAAGUCGGCAAUCGACUCGGCACCGACAAGGGAGCUGCGUGAACGCAUCACAUAUGAAUUCAAAGGUCACUGCGUGCUGGAUGCAUGCAAAAAGGGCGAUUUGGCACGUCUAAAGAAAUUCCUCUCUUCCGAAAGUGUUAAUUAUAUACAUCCAUAUACAGGCGAUACGCCACUACAUGCUGCCGCCAUUUCCAUUGAUCCGAAACGCAAACAGAUCGUUGAAAUUCUAAUACGCAAAGGUGCAUUGCUAAAUGAGAAGAAUAAGGCCUUCCUUACACCACUACACCUCACAGCCGAGCAUUUGCACUACGAUGUGAUGGACACACUGUUAAAGAAUGGCGCUAAGGUAAAUGCAUUAGACGGUCUGGGCCAAACUGCGUUGCACAAGUGCGCCAGAGAUGAACAAGCCGUGCGUCUACUGCUCUCCUAUUCCAUUGAUACAACCAUAAUUUCGCUAGAGGGUUACACAGCUGCACAAUUGGCCUCUGAUGCGGUGCUGAAGAUAUUCAAAGAUCCGCCAGACACGGAAACACAUCUAUUGGAAGCUGCCAAGGCAGGCGAUCUGGACACGGUACGUCGCAUAGUGCUCGCCACACCGCACACGGUGAAUUGCCGCGAUCUCGAUGGACGGCACUCCACACCGCUGCACUUUGCUGCCGGCUUCAAUCGUGUGCCAGUGGUUGAGUUCUUAUUGGAGCACGGCGCAGAAGUGCAUGCCGCCGACAAAGGUGGCUUAGUGCCACUACACAACGCUUGUUCGUACGGUCACUACGAAGUCACGGAGCUGCUGGUGAAGCAUGGCGCCAAUGUCAACGUGUCGGAUUUGUGGAAAUUCACACCACUGCAUGAAGCCGCCGCCAAGGGUAAAUAUGAUAUUGUCAAGUUAUUGUUGAAACAUGGCGCGGAUCCGUCGAAGAAAAAUCGCGAUGGUGCCACGCCCGCUGAUUUAGUCAAGGAAUCGGAUCACGAUGUGGCGGAACUGUUGCGCGGCAACUCGGCGCUACUGGACGCAGCCAAGAAAGGAAACUUGGCGCGUGUACAACGCUUGGUCACACCGGAGACGAUCAAUUGUCGUGACGCACAAGGCCGCAAUUCAACACCGUUACACCUAGCUGCCGGCUAUAAUAACUACGAAGUCGCAGAGUAUCUGCUGGAAAAUGGCGCUGAUGUAAAUGCACAAGACAAAGGUGGUUUAAUACCCCUGCAUAAUGCUUCAUCUUAUGGACAUUUGGAUAUUGCAGCGCUUUUAAUUAAACACAAGACUGUGGUGAAUGCAACCGACAAGUGGGGUUUUACACCCUUACAUGAAGCAGCGCAAAAGGGACGCACACAAUUAUGCGCCCUACUGCUGGCACAUGGCGCCGAUCCAUAUAUGAAAAAUCAAGAAGGUCAAACACCAAUCGAACUUGCUACUGCCGACGAUGUGAAAUGUUUAUUACAGGACGCGAUGACAACGUCAUUAGGCGACUCGACAUUGAGCUCCUCACAGCAAUCGCUACUCAGUAAUUCUCCAUCACCAGCGCCAACAGCUGCUGGUGCAGCAGCAGGCACAGCCGCAGCUGGCGCUGGCAGCUUGACUGCUGCAGCGGCCGCCUGCAAUGUGCUUUCACCAACCACUGAGACCGUAACACUGCCUUCUGGUGCCUCGAUGACACUUAGCGUGCCAGUGCCGUUGCCACUGUCAACGCGCAUUAGUCCCGCACAGGGUGCUGAAGCGAACUCUGGCGAUUUGACCAGUUGCGAAGAGGUGCCCGAUCCGGAGUCCAUCACCAAUGUGGCCAGUUUCUUAUGCAGCCAACAGCUGGAGCACCUAAUAGAUCUCUUUGAGCGUGAACAAAUCACGCUGGAAAUACUAGCCGAAAUGAGUCAUGAGGAUUUGAAGCAAGUGGGCGUGUCUGCGUAUGGAUUUAGACAUAAAAUAUUGAAAGGUAUUGCGCAGCUGCGCGCCACUACAGGCAUUGGUAGCAAUGUCAAUCCUGGCACUCUUUUAGUGGAUCUCUUGCCCGACGAUAAGGAGUUUCUCGCGGUUGAAGAGGAAAUGCAGGCUACUAUACGCGAACAUAGAGACAACGGCCAAGCGGGCGGUUACUUCACGCGCUACAAUAUUAUACGCGUUCAAAAAGUACAGAACCGCAAACUUUGGGAGCGUUACGCACAUCGACGUCAUGAAGUCGCUGAAGAAAACUCCAUACAGGCCAAUGAACGUAUGCUCUUCCAUGGUAGCCCCUUCAUCAAUGCAAUCGUGCAGAAGGGCUUCGAUGAACGUCACGCAUAUAUUGGUGGCAUGUUUGGAGCGGGUAUUUAUUUUGCAGAGCACAGCUCAAAGAGUAAUCAAUAUGUGUAUGGCAUUGGCGGCGGCAUUGGUUGUCCCUCGCACAAAGAUAAGUCCUGCUAUGUUUGUCCAAGGCAACUACUCCUAUGUCGCGUCGCAUUGGGAAAAUCGUUCUUGCAGUAUAGCGCGAUGAAAAUGGCACAUGCGCCGCCUGGACAUCACUCAGUUAUUGGUCGACCAUCGGCGGGUGGUUUGCAUUUCGCUGAAUAUGUGGUCUACAGAGGCGAGCAGGCCUAUCCGGAGUACUUGAUAACGUAUCAGAUCGUCAAGCCCGAUGAUAACAGUAGCGGCAACGAGGAAUCGAGAUGAUGGCCAUCAGUUGGUUCCACUCCCACCACAACAUCACCUGCUCAACAGCAACACCAAAAUCCACAGCUGCAACAGCAACAACAGCAACAGCAGCAGCAGCAAUUGCAACAACAGCUGACGCAACAACAACCGCAGCAACAACAGCUGACGCACCAACAACCUCAGCAACAACAACAACUACCGCAACCAAAACACCACAAUGCGAUAAUCGCAACAACACAUCACACACAUCCACAACCGAAAUUGAAACAGCAGCAUUCACUGCCACUGCAACUGCAGUACCAUCAUCAUGCACUUAACCAGCAACAACAGCAGGUCACCACUACACAGCCUUCACCGGCUGGCACAUUUAUCAGUCAAGCAGCCGGACUUAUAACCACCGUCGCCAAUGGCGGCGCCGAUAUCUUAGGGCAUAAUGGCGAUAUGUCGCCGCUUUCUUCCAGCAAUUCCUUUUCAUCGGUAGACACCAAUCAAACCCUACUUAACUCAAUUGCCAAUCAAACGCAACUGCAGUUUCAGUAUCAACAACAGCAACACCAAAAGCACCAUCAACAACAUCAAAAGUCGUCAUACAUGCUGCCACAACUGCCGCCACCAUUACCGCCACCGAACAGCAAUGGUGGUAGCCAUAUCAAUCGGCAUACUGCAAGCAAUCGCUCUUAUCGCACCAAAUAUGGUCAAUUCAUGAUCAUAACACCGGCAGUCUCCAUUGAUCGAGACUACGAGCAUGAUGAAGCAUUCGGUAGUGGCGGUUCCGCGGCUGCCGCAUUAACCAAUAAUUUCGAUUUCGAUGAGGAAGCUUAUUGCAAUGACAACAACACCAAUGCCAAUGGCAACAAUACCAACAGCAACAAUGGCAAUAUCUUCCGCAUGUCGCUACUGCAGCACAGCAGCAGCAUCGACAGCGGCAACAGCAGUGACAGUUCAUUCCGCUCCAACUAUAAUCCCUAUUUGCAUCACAGUCGUCAGCAUUUGCUGCCCAAAACAGCGCCACACUUCUACACAUUCUCCUCAUGGCGUUGGUGCACGCUCAUUUGUGCGGCGAUGCGUUGCUUUGGCGGCGGCCACAGCUCGAAUGCACCGUACAGCAGCAGUUUUGCGCGCCCACCUUAUCAACGUUCGCGCAGUUCUGGCGCACAAACGAGCCGUUCCUCGCAGCCGCAUCGACGCUUGCGCUCCUCCUCGUUCACUGCCGAAACGGCAUUCGAGCAUUUUUCGGCACCAUUUAAGGCGCGCAAAACGCGCGAUCAUCUCAACAACAUCACAUACGAAUUGUGACGGUGGCGGCGGCAGUAUGCACGACAACAACAAUGUCAAUUCGAAAUGACGCCAAUGCACGCGUGCGUGUUGGCGUUAUCGGUGGUGAUGGUGGUAAUUGCAAUCGCAUUACGAAUUCGAACGAUUCGAACGACUGCAUUGCAGCAAACGUUUAGCGCAUUUUUUGAUCUCCUCUUCGUAUUUAGAUUCGAUUUGCUGUUCGGCGUAAAGUCAAAGCCAUAUGAUAACAGCAAUACGCUUAACGUCGCGUACACAGUGUCGUCGUAUUCCAAUUUAAAAGUUUAUUAUUAUUAUAAUUACGAUUAUGAUUACUUAUUAUGAGAUAAAGAAAACUAUUACUCGUAUUACACUCUUACAUUUACUCCAUAUUUCUUGAACUUUUAACUUAUAGUCGUCGUCGUCGUGUUUAAGCAGAAGUUUAACAAAAACUAAAACAAAAAAAAAAAAAACAAGAAAUUAUACAAACAUCUAUAUAUAUACAUAUUAUAUAUUAGCGUGUAAGCUUUAGGUAGCAACGUUUCGGCAAUAUAGGAAAGCAUGAAGAAAACGAUUGAAAAAAAUUAAAAUUAAAUAAAGUAAAUAUUAAAAAAAAAAUGAAACCAUAACGGCGCAGCAAUGAAAUCAAAAGCAGCAAAGAAAAUUCGUAACGUUUCUCUAAAUAAGCUGGCAAAAUAAAUAUUUUUUUUUAAGUGCACACAUACACACGUUAAGAUGAGCGCGGGCCAAAUAUUCAGUUCCAAGCCAUUGGAGUAAUGCACACAACACAUUCGAUCUCGACCAUUCCGCGUAGGCUAAUAAAGUGUUCACGGGUGUUUUGCUUAUAUUUUUAAAUACAGUGGAACUUCUCUAACUCGAUUCACCAUAAUCCACAAAAAAACUUCGAGUUAGAGAGACUUUGAGUUAUAGAAUUUUCAUUUAAACAUACAAUUUCGCAAAAAGCUGUAAAAUAUAGAUUUUUACACAAUUUUAUUUAUUUACUUCGUAUAAAGUUUUAUGUACAUACGUUAAGACAUGUAUUCCGUAAUUCCUGGUCUGAAAAUUCAAAUAAUGGAAGGAAAUUUGUAUGAAUUUUGACGUCUAUUGUCAAUUAAAGAGUUCGAGUUAUAGAGAAAUUCGUUAGGUUAGGGAAGUUUGAGUUAUGGAACGAAAUUUGUUUGUUGCCGUUUGCUAUUGUUCGGCUCUUGACGUCUGUAUCCCAUUCCUUUGUUACAUGAUUUAUGCAAUCCAUAAGUGUGAUAUUAUAGUUUUUGUUGACAUCCAUACGAUAUUGAGGGACUCUUUUAAAAUUCUGCCUCUAUAGUAAAAUUUUAAAUUUGUAUUAUCCCCUGGUCUGAAAAUUCAAAAAAUGGAAGGAAAUUUGUAUGAAUUUUGACGUCUAUUGUCAAUUAAUGAGUUCGAGUUAUAGAGAAACUCGUUAGGUUAGGGAAGUUUGAGUUAUGGAACGAAAUUAGUAUGAAAUUUGAUUUCUAAGCGCUAUUACCAAUUCUAAUUUCGAGUUAUGGAGAUCUUCGAGUUUUAGAAGUUCGAGUUAUGGAAGUUCCACUGUAUUUUAAUGUGUUGCUGAAAAUGAAAAUCAAAAAGCUAUAAUCUCUAGCGUAAUUUAAUUUUAAUUUAUUUUAAUAAAUUCUUAUCAAAGAAUAUUUUUCGAAGUUCAUCGAAAAAAAUCUGUUUUUCGUUCUUCGAAAAUUUUAUCAAUUGCAUAGUGAGUUUAGGAAAAAACAUCUUCAAAUUUUUGUAAAAACCUAGAGUCUUUUUGAGUUUAGUACCGUUAAUUCUGUAGUUCCGGAUAGCCCACGUCCAUCUCUUUUAUGUAUGCAUAUUCAGUGAAAUUCAGAUAUUUUUGCGGCACGAAAAAUACACUGCAAUUUUGAAUAAUAUUUUAAAAUUUAGCAAAGAUAUUCUAAAACGACAAAAAAGACAUCAACAAUUACCAAAACCCACAAAAAAAGAAAUUAAAUUAAAAUUGAUUACUUUACUAUGGAAAUAAUUGAAACCGUGUACGAUACUUUCAAUGCAUGCAACUAACUACUAAACAGCUGUAAUUAGAGGUGUCAUAAAAUUUAACUCAAGAUUAAACAAUAAGAUCAUUAUUCUCACGAAUGU
Messenger RNA from Zeugodacus cucurbitae (melon fly), 7640 nucleotides. It is a transcript of the gene Tnks, whose product is annotated as poly [ADP-ribose] polymerase tankyrase. The transcript is spliced from 7 exons. The record is from RefSeq and is a predicted model, not a curated record. Gene Ontology annotation, molecular function: NAD+ poly-ADP-ribosyltransferase activity; protein binding. Lineage: Eukaryota; Metazoa; Arthropoda; Insecta; Diptera; Tephritidae.